UUUUGUAUUUACAAUUAGGAUGAGAAGUAUUACUAUGUUAAUGAACAAGACCCAUGUUACUUAUGUAACAUUUUUCAUGCUCUCACUAAUCUUAGCAACUACGAUUGCUUCAUCCAUUACAUCUAGAGAUGUUAGGCGUCCUGUGAUUUUCAAAAAUGAGAUAGAUAUUCAGCAUAUUGAGAAAACUGAAGAAAAGUUUGUGCCUCAAACAAAAUCAGAUAAAUUUAAGGGUUUGUUAUCAAAAAAGGUUAUUAGUGAAAUUGGAUCGCAUCCUCCAAGUUGCGUAAAUGGUUGUGAUAAUUGUACUCCUUGUACACCUACCCUUGUGUCAGGCUCGCCACAAGAAGAAUCGUGGAAAUGCAAAUGCGGUGAUAAGUUAUAUGAUCCACCCAAAAAAUAAUUAUCAU
Molecule: messenger RNA, 407 nt
Organism: Vicia villosa (hairy vetch)
Lineage: Eukaryota; Viridiplantae; Streptophyta; Magnoliopsida; Fabales; Fabaceae
Product: EPIDERMAL PATTERNING FACTOR-like protein 6
Exons: 3
Coding region: 20-400 (126 amino acids)
Biological process (GO): guard cell differentiation; stomatal complex development
Source: RefSeq, a predicted model, not a curated record